Molecule: messenger RNA, 4825 nt
Organism: Salvelinus fontinalis (brook trout)
Lineage: Eukaryota; Metazoa; Chordata; Actinopteri; Salmoniformes; Salmonidae
Product: transmembrane and coiled-coil domains protein 1-like
Exons: 5
Coding region: 1020-2492 (490 amino acids)
Cellular component (GO): endomembrane system
Source: RefSeq, a predicted model, not a curated record
GUUUUCUCCAUCAGAUAGCCAACUGCGGAAUUUCACUGGCCCAUAAACUGUCAGAAUAAAAUACUUUCCCUCUUCCCUCUUCCCUGUUCGCUCGCUCCCUCUCUCGCUUCCCUCUCUCCCUCCCUCUUGUUCUUUCGCUCACACACACAGUGACAGCUCCUGGAGGGCUCUUUUCUCCUCCCUGCUCCCUCGAUCCCCUCACAUCCUUCCUCAGGGUCUGUCUUUCUCUCUUUUUCUCCCUCAGUAGAUUUUACACCCUGUGGACUCUGUGAAAACUUAACCCUUCGUUCAAACUGCAGUCAACUCUUCCUUCGGUUAACCCUACGUUCAAUCUUCUGUCAGUCCUUCCUUCAGUUAACCCUGCGUUCAAACUGCAGUCAACUUUAUUCAGUUCAACUGUCACUUCUUGUCAUUCCGAGCCUUCAUCAGGACCACUCGACGCUGCGAGAAGUACUUGUUCUUCCAGGAGCGCUGUGCCCUUUGGUGUUGUGUCCGCUGAAGCAUGUGUGUGUGUGCUCCAUGGGCUUGGCGUUAGCUGGACUUCUCUCCUCUCUGUAGGGUGUGUGAUCAGUGAAGCAUGGAUUCAGCAGAGCUACUGCUCUAUCAGUCUCUCAGGCUGCCAACAGGACAGGCUGAUAGCAGGACAUGCUGAUAGCAGGGUCUCCUAGGGCUGUGGACUCUGUGGUGACUGUGGUCUCUGGAUUUCGGUCUCUGUCUGAAAGUGGGGUCUGGUGUUGGAUGGGCUUGUUGAACAGUGGACUCUGCCUCAGUGGAUCAGCCUUGAUACAUUCCUUUGGCUUCUACAGUGGUUAUUCACAGACUUUGUCUAGUGGACCUUAGACCCUCUUUUUUAUUCCCUGUGUGAAGUGGACUUUGUUCCAAGAGGACCAGUCAGUGAGUCUGUCCAAUGUGAUGAGAACACCCUUGGCAUCAUCCUCCUCCUGGCUGUGGCCAUCUCCUAUGGGCCAGACUGAUACCUCCCUUCCCUCUGAGGUGUCAAUGAGGCUGUGUGAGGCUCCAUGCACCCCCCCAUCAUGGAGGUCAUCUUCAACCUGAUAACUGCUGACCCCUCUCCACCUCCUUCCCCCAUAACCAUUGAGCGGUUGGAGGUGAGUGGCUUGGCUCAGACCCCCCAGGCAGUGUUGUGUGGCGCAGAUGGGUCGUUCCUCGGGGGUGAAGAUGGCACCCCGGACCCCCAGCGCACCAAGCAGGCUAUCGCCCAGCUGCAGCAGAAGAUCCUCAAGCUCACAGAGCAGAUCAAGAUUGAGCAGACGGCCAGAGACGACAACGUGGCCGAGUACCUCAAACUGGCCAACAACGCUGACAAGCAGCAGAGUGCCCGCAUCAAACAGGUGUUUGAGAAGAAGAACCAGAAGUCCGCCCAGACCAUCCAGCAGCUGCAGAGGAAGCUGGAGCACUACCACCGCAAGCUGAGGGAGGUGGAGCACAACGGGAUCCCUCGCCAGCCCAAGGACGUCCUCAGGGACAUGCAGCAGGGCCUGAAGGACGUGGGGGCAAAGGUCACAGGUUUCAGCGAGGGCGUGGUGGACAGUGUCAAGGGAGGCCUCUCCAGUUUCUCCCAGGCCACGCACUCCGCCGCCGCCGGCGUCGUCUCAAAGCCCCGGGAGAUUGCCUCGCUGUUCCGCAACAAGUUUGGCAGCGCCGACAAUAUCCCCGGGCUGAAGGACUCCUUGGAUGAUCCGUCAGGGGGCGAGGAGGGGGUGACUGGGGCCGGGGGGAGUUCUCUGGGCAGCGCAGCGCACCACCAUCUGCAGUCCAGCCCCAAGUACGGCAGCGAGGAUGACUGCUCCAGCGCUACGUCGGGGUCGGCAGGGGCCAACAGCACCACAGGGGCUCCCGGAGGCCCCCCCAGCUCCAAGGGGAACACCCUGGAGAGGAGCCAGAGCUCUAGCCUGGACAUGCUGCUACAUGAGGUGCAGGAGGGCCAGGGGAGACUAGAGGAGAAUCUGGAGGGGCUGAAGAGUCACUAUCAGAGAGACUACACUGUCAUCAUGCAGGCCCUGCAGGAGGAACGAUUCAGGUGUGAGCGUCUGGAGGAGCAGCUGAAUGAUCUGACAGAGCUCCACCAGAAUGAGAUCCUCAACCUGAAGCAGGAGCUGGCCAGCAUGGAGGAGAAGAUAGCUUACCAGUCCUACGAGAGAGCCAGAGACAUACAGGAAGCUCUGGAGGCGUGUCAGACGCGUAUCUCUAAGAUGGAGCUGCAGCAGCAGCAGCAGCAGGUGGUCCAGCUAGAGGGCCUGGAGAACGCCACGGCCCGGACACUGCUGGGGAAACUCAUCAAUGUCCUCCUGGCCCUCAUGGCCGUGCUCCUGGUGUUUGUCUCCACUGUGGCCAACUGUGUGGUCCCUCUAAUGAAAACCCGCUCCCGGUCCUUCUCCACCCUCCUCCUCAUCCUCCUCUUCGCCUUCCUCUGGAGGAACUGGGACGCGCUGUCGGGCUACACGCACCGUGCCCUGCAGCUGCCCAGAUGACCGAAUAGAGACAUGUGUUUCUAUGACUAUGCGCGAGGGUGGAUACUCUGUCCACACACACACACACAGAAAGCAGGAAGAGCCUAACUGCCAAUGGGAUGUGGUGGUUGUCUUGACGGACGCUGAAUAAUUAGUCUAUCGGUUGAGCUCUGUGAGGCAGGAUUUGGACUGAGGAGAAAGUGAGGGAAGGAUGGAAGAUGAGAAUACCACUCAGUCAUGACUUUUGUUUAGGAAGGAUGAGACUUUGUUUACAUUCAGAAAUAGUGUUUAUUUCUUUCACGGGAUGCAUCGUCAUACUGUUUUUCUUCUAGGGGUUAAUCAAGUAUAUUAUUGUUGUUUAUUAUUUUUUCUAAUAAUAUAUUAUUUUUUACAUUUUAUUCAGUACCAUGUAGCGUUAAGCUCCUCCCACUCUGCACAAAGAGGAGCUUGUCAAGAAACUGAUUGGACAUUCACCUCAGAGGCUCAGGCCCUCUGCAGAUAAAUGGUACUCUGAUUUGGUUGCCUUUCAUAAAGAAAGUGCUCUACCGGUCUGUUAUUGGUAGAAAAUGAAAAGAUGAAUGAAUCCCCACCUCGCACUUUUUCCACCAUGAUGGAUUCUGAGAUGAAAAGGAACUUUUCUACAGAGUACUCUUUGUUUUCCGGACACAAAAGACUGAUGGACAUUACUUUGAGUGUCACGCUAAGAGACUUCUCGUGCUUCCGUACUGUUUCUACUAGCAAUGAUUUACGUCCUAUUGAAGGUGUCUUUUCUUUUUUUUUUAAAGGAGAGUAAAUUAAUUAGGAGAGGUCAUUUUAAUUAGGAGAGGUGAUGUAAUGAAUUCUAAUGACUUUAGAGAGUGGCACCAGCUUAGACAAGAGGGAGGGUUUGACAGUUAGGGCCACUCACCACAGAGCCACCAGAGACCAUAGGUACAGAUAAGGCCACUUUGCAGGAAAUGUGGAGUUGCCAUGAUAUUGCUUUCACUGGUGCUCAUCCAUUGUGUCAGCUGAAUUCCAUGUUGGAAAGGCAGAGACUGUCUGCCAGACAUAGACAACUGUCUCCACUGUCAUGCUACUGUUGUUCAAUGCACUGCCAGAAUGAAGAAUGUGACUCACUCCAUCACAAUGGCUAAUUCUGAUCUUUUUUUAACUAAUUGUUUUUCUGACCGAUCAGCUCUGAGAAAAAUCUGAUGUGAAAGGAUCUAAUGUGAUUGGUCAAAAGACCAGUUAGUGGGUAAAAGAUCAGAAUUGGGCUGCCUGUGUAAACGCAGCCUUACUGUCCUAUCUCUCCAUCUCUCUCCUCAUUGCCCUGUUUUUUCCAGCAUACUGUCGUUUGUGCCAAAACUGUCCUAUUUCAUAUUGCCAGAUCUGUAUGUGCUUUAUUAGCCAACUCCUCUGACUCUCAAAGUCAUGACAUGACAGAAGAGUUGGCUAAACUAAGCACACACUGAUAUGGGACCAGGCUAACAGAAUAUACCUUUACAAGGUUGUCUGGGUAAUUGCUCUGAGACACUCACUGCUAAUAACCUGAUGUGUGUUUCCUAAUCCUGGUCUUUGAUUACUGCUGGAUAUGAUGGCUUUCUAUCCGUCUUAUCCUACCAUUCAUCUGUUCAUGGAGCUUCAGUUGACCUAGAUGAUAUGAAUGAGUCCAUCUGAAGUCCAUUCUGACGCUUGUUUGAUGAAGAUAAUAACUUAUAGUGGGAGCUGCAGACCAGCGUUCCGUAGUGUUAGGACCAGGAUGUUUAGGAUCUUUGAAACAGUUUUAAACCAGAAACUGCACUGAAUUUAUUGUCAGUCUAAUCACUAAAUAGAAAUUAAUUGAAGUCAAUGGAUAUUGUUAUUACACACCAAUCAGUUUAAAGAUACUGAUCAUUGUUGUGAUCUUGAACGUUCCCCAGGUGAGUGGCUCCUGAGCUGACCUCUGACCUUGGUGUGACUUUGCCGUGACCUCCGAUGCAGCGUGGUAGGGUAGGGUUGUGUGCUAAACCACUCCAGUGCCUUCUGAUGUGGGAUAAUAAAGGUGCAUUCCUGACUAACUCCUGGCCCCCUGACUUGUGUGUGUGUUGAGGAUCGGAGGAGUUUGGGGUGUGUAGCUCUCUCGUAGGAUUGGUAAGCGAUUAUCUCCUCCAUGCUGGCCAGCUCCUGCUUCAGGUUAGGGAGGAAAUGGACCAAUAAGAGCAAUUAUUUAAAGCAAAGUAAUGUUGGAAAACAGAUUCUUAAACUGCCUGGACCACACUAUCUCUGGAUGAAAUGUUUAAUUGAGGAACAAAGUAGGCUGAUGGUGUUUUACAGUGUUUAAUGUGAAUUGAUUAUAGUGUGAAUAAAUAAGCCCUGUUGAAGUUUGUAUUAAUCCA